This is a messenger RNA of Eimeria acervulina, 3303 nucleotides long. Its product is annotated as ww domain U1 zinc finger domain-containing protein, putative. Gene Ontology annotation, molecular function: zinc ion binding; RNA binding. The transcript is spliced from 9 exons. The record is from RefSeq and is a predicted model, not a curated record. Gene Ontology annotation, cellular component: nucleus; precatalytic spliceosome. Bases 1 to 3303 code for a protein of 1100 amino acids. Gene Ontology annotation, biological process: mRNA splicing, via spliceosome. Lineage: Eukaryota; Apicomplexa; Conoidasida; Eucoccidiorida; Eimeriidae.
AUGACGGAACGGUGGAUAUCCCAAAAGAAGCAUUACUGCCAGAUCUGCAAUACAUGGCUGAGUGGACACAUUGUGAACGUGAAGAAACACGAACAGUCAACGCGACACUUAGAAAACGCGCGGCAGCAGCUCAAGGAUGCCUACCAACGACACCAGGACAAGCAGAAGCACGAGCGGCUGCUGGAGCGGGAACUGCAGCAGAUGGAGGAUGCUGCUGCUGCUGCCAUGCAAAAUGAUGAGGCCCGCCUGACAUCUCGGGGCGGCGGACCGUCUAGAGUCUCUGGCCCAUCAGCCUACGAGCAACUUCAGGCGCAAAGGGAAGAGAAGGCGAGAAUCGAGCAGUUUUACAAUCAGAGAGGCUCGAAUAAGUGGCCUUCCCUCAGCAGCAUUAGAAGCGACAUGACACUAAGGACCUGUUCUGAAGGAAAUGAUUUUGAGUAUCUGCGUGUGCACGCCGCAGCAGGUGCAAGACAAGCCACUGUCAGCGCAAACAGCGAAGCUAGCAGCAGCAGAAGCAACGGCGACGCCUGGGAGUUUGUGACGGACCAGGGGCUUCCUUUUUUCCGGAAUAAGAUCACUGGGGAUGUUUCUUGGACACCACCGCCUGGCGCAAACUAUGUUGCAGCUUCGGCAGCUGUAACUGCUGCUGCUGCUGCUGUACCUGCAGCUGUCGCUGCAGCUAAUACAGCAACUACAGCUGCUGCUCCAGCACGCCCGGCCUUGCGUAUCCUUUCUGUGAAAAAGCCUGUGAAGCAGGAGUGUCCGAACACAAAGGUGCCCGUACCUCCAUGUACAGCUGGAGCACCUACUGCUGCAGCAUCUGCUGCUGCAGCACCCACUACGACAGUAUGUACCGCUGCAGCACCUGCUGCUGAAGCACCUGCAACGCCUGCUGGUGCUGAAGCGCAAUUGGCCUCUGCUUCUGCAGUACCUGCUGCGGUUGUUGUGGAGCGUGAUGCCGGAGUAGCAUCGUCGGCUGCUGCUUCCACAGCGCCAGUCCAUGCUGCGCGUACUGCUCAAACAAGUGCUUUUGCUGGCGUUGCAGCAGGUGUUUACGCUCCAGUUGCUGCUGGUGGGCCUGUUGCCGACGCAGCUUUUGCACCUGUUGAAGAAAUGCCUGACUUCAUCCCGUUGAGCAGGAGCACAAGUAGCGGCAGCAGCUCCAUCCCUGCGGGUUACGUGUUCAAGAAAGGCCACAGGGGCCUUGGCUUCUACAAGGACAGACCUCCACAGCAGCAGCACUGCCACCAGCAGUGGCAGCAGCGGCGGGGCUCCGGAAACCGUCCAGUGCAACACAAUUGGGGGCACGCACAGCAACGAAAACAGCAAAGCGCCCAACAGCAACAGCAGCGCACGCAAUAUGGGCAGCAGCUGCAACAGCACACGCUCCAAGAUCGACAGCAGCAGCAACAACAGAGAACACCCCUUAAGCGGCCUCGGGAAGAGGCAGACGCAGAAUCAUCUUCCCCCCCAGCUGAUGCUGCUGCUGCCAUUGCUGCUGCAGCAGCCGAGGCUGCUGCAGCAGCAGCAACUCUCUGGGGACCCGGGGCAGCAGCAACUGAGGAGCAGGACAGCAGGAGCGGAAACGAGGGCGGGGUAGCAGCAGGUACUGUAGAAACUGGGGAGGGUCUCGCGCUGGACCUACCGAAGGCCCCUUACAGGGCCCCUAAGACAACAGCUGAUGAGAGUGCGCAAGUGGCUGCUGGAGGCAGCCACAGAUCUGACAACGGAACUAGAGUACACGGCGACAAUUCGGAGGAGGCGGAAGAGGAAAGAGAGGAUGCAACAGCUGCCGCAGCGGCAGAAGACGAAUUUGCUGCAGCAACAACGCAGCGGCGGGUGGUGGUUCAGACAGAGGGCCCUGUAAUUGGUCCCUGGGUGGAAGCCAAGGAAGACGGAUGGGAUGCGAUAGCCCGCAGGCAGCAGCAAGAACAAGAGCAGCUGCUGCUGCUUCAACAACAGCAGCAGGAGGACGCGUUGGAGCACGGCGAGGAGCGGCGUGUGAAUGCUGGCGUGGAGCAACUACGGCGGCUCCGAGCCCAUGUAAAGCGUCGGGGAGUUCACCACGACUUCUCCUGGCACAAAGACGAGGAGGCGGAUUAUCCAACUAGCAACAGCAGCACCAGCAGUAGCGGUCAGGGCAUUGAGAGCUCACAGCGGAUUACACGGUGCUCGGCAUGUAAUCCGCAGAGACGACUGUGGGCUCAGCCGGACGGUGAUUCUGCGGCUCGAGACGUCGCCAGUGUUGCUUCCUGUCUCGUUUCCUCAUCUCAGUUUAAACUCACUAAUCCACAAAAUUUUUUACACACCGCACAGGGGCCUACUGGAUCUUUUAUGACCCUGAUGAGUAUGACUUUAGAGCGGGAGAGAGGGCAGCUGGUGACCACAGCACCAGCCCCAUGCUGUACCAACCAUAGCAGAAGCACCAGCCCAAGCACCACCGACAGCAAUGCCACUGCUAGAAGCAUCAGCAGGACGUGCAGGAAGGGCAGUGGGAGUGUCCGUCUGCAUCAUGCGGAGGAAUUGGAGGCGUUUUUCUGCCCGGGGCUUGGAACCACAGAGGAGAGCAGCAGCGGCAACAGCACUGUCGGCAGCAGCAGCACUGGCAACAGCAGCAGCAAACGUGGAAGCAGCAUCAAAAGCAACAAGGAGAGCAGAAACAUUUUGUCCCGCGCACUUCGCCACUACUGGGAAGUGGGCACCGCUUUUCGAUGGGGCUGUCGCCGGUCCACCACGAUUGGCGUCUCUUGUCUCUUUUACCUGCUGCCGUGCAUUGUGCUUCCGAUCAGCAGCGGCAGCAGCAGCAUCAGCUUGAGGAGAGUGUAUGAGUCGUAUAUGUGGGGUUUGGUGGCUGUGGCGUCCUUCUUGUCCGACUUUGUGUUUUCAGGGCAGCGUCACAACUGGAAAGGAUUCUUGGGCUGGUCCUGGUGUUGUGCUGCUGUUUCCUCAAGUCCCGCAGCACUUCAGCCUCAUCCUAUGACGAGGACACUGGUAGAAGCAUCUGAGGCGAAGCGUCUGUCAUGGAAAAGCGCCGUCUUGAAGUUGGGUGAAGCAUCCGGCAGCAACAGAUUCUGCAGAAUUAGCAGCAAGCUGUGCUGCGGCAGCUGCCGGUUACGUCGCAACAGAAGGGGAUGGGUUGUGCUGCAGCAGCAAGAGAUAGUUGUGAUGUCGGGAGCAGCAGCAGCAGAAGCAAACCCAUGGCCACAACAGGAAGCAGCAAAGAUUGUGGAUGUUCCCCCUGUUCUGUGGGUGUCCCUGCAGCUGCAGCUACCGCUGAUGCAGGCCAGGCCUGUGCUGCCAUGA